AUACUUUACACGGCUAUGGAGUGGUUAAAUUUCUGGAAAAAAAAAACCCCUUUCAAGGAAUUUCGCCCACACCCAUGCCUUUCCGGCGCCCUGUGAUAAGCUCGCUUGGCGGAGGUACUUGCUCCGAUAUUUCUGGAGCCCAUCCCUAGCGGCUGGCCAUAAAACCCUGAUAAUCUGGUCGACUGGCUGAACCCAUGCAUUGGUCCACGAUUAGAUUGCUAUAGAAAUGGUCAGUGCACGGAACCUAUUGUUGCUAUCCUCGUCGCGUUUGCACGGCCAUGGCUACUUGGAGCAUGCGCGCGGCCAGCUGGAGGAUCUCUUCAAGAGUGCCAAUGUGAAGACCGUGCUCUUUGUGCCCUACGCUCUGCGGGAUCACGACAAGUACACUGCCACUGUGCGGGAUGCACUGCAGCCGUGGGGAUUCAAUGUGGAGGGACUGCACACGAAGCCGGAUCGCGAGCAGGCGUUGAGGGAGGCACAGGCCAUCUUCGUGGGCGGCGGCAACACCUUCGUGCUGCUGCGCUCCCUCUACGAGAUGAAGUUGCUCGAUCCGAUCAGGGAACUGGUGCUCCAGCGUGGAUUGCCGUACGUGGGCAGCAGUGCGGGCACGAAUGUGGCAACCCGAUCCAUCCACACGACCAACGACAUGCCGGUGGCCUAUCCGCCGAGCUUUGAGGCGCUCGCCCUCGUCCCCUUCAACAUCAAUCCGCACUAUCUGGAUCCGGAGGCGGGCAGUCGGCACAAGGGCGAGACGCGGGACGAGCGGCUGGAGGAGUUCGUGGCCUACCAUGGACUGCCCGUGCUGGGUCUUCGCGAGGGCACCAGUGUCCGGGUUCAGGGCGAGAAGGCCAUCCUCCUGGGCGAUCGCAAUGCCAAGCUGUUCAAGGCUGACGGUGGCACCGAGGAGCUAGCACCCCAAGCGGAUCUCACCUUCCUGCUGCAGAAAUAACCAAGCAAAACGAUCGAAUUAAAGAAAACCUUGAUGUUUAUUGUACAUAUGCACAUUCAUAAUUUGUUUUAUUCUGCAAUAACAACAAUUCCUACACGUAAACAGUA
Drosophila simulans is the source of this 1056-nucleotide messenger RNA. RefSeq names its product probable alpha-aspartyl dipeptidase. NCBI's taxonomy places the organism in Eukaryota, Metazoa, Arthropoda, Insecta, Diptera, Drosophilidae. The record is from RefSeq and is a predicted model, not a curated record. The coding region runs from base 227 to 949 and encodes 240 amino acids. Gene Ontology annotation, molecular function: serine-type peptidase activity. Gene Ontology annotation, biological process: proteolysis. The transcript is spliced from 3 exons.